AAGCGCCGCGCGAGCGCGUUUCUUCCAGCCCCGCUCGUGGGAACGUUGCGCUUUAUUUGUGGGCGGAGCCUCACACACCUGCGCGAGCCGUUCUUUUACUUGUUAAAAUCCCGCGAAGAGUGAAGCGCUUCCAACUUACUGUUCGUCUACUUACACCAUCCAUCACAUCAUCUCCAUCCCACACCCCAACGAGAAUGGAGGACGGACACGAGGACGCGUCCCGUCAGCAGCUGGAACAUCUGGGCAUCUCCAUGGACGCGGUGUCCACCACCGGCGGGGAGGACGAGAGGGCGAAGGCGGACACGAACGCCGCACGGACGGAGCUGAAAGCCGUAGAGAAGCCGCCGUACUCGUACGUCGCGCUCAUUGCCAUGGCCAUCCGGGACAGCACGGAGAAGAAGCUGACGCUGAACGGGAUCUACCAGUUCAUCAUUUCUAACUUCCCUUACUAUGAGAAGAACAAGAAAGGGUGGCAGAACAGCAUCCGCCACAACCUCAGCCUCAACGAGUGCUUCGUUAAAGUGCCCCGGGACAGCGGAGGAGGAGGAGGAGGAGAAGGGGGAGGAGGAGGAGGGGAGAAGAAGGGCAACUUCUGGACGCUUGAUCCCGCGUUCGAAAACAUGUUCGACAAGGGCAACUACCGGCGCAGGAGGCGCGUCAGGAGAGCUUGCCGAGCGCCCUACAUACCGCCUGUAAACUUCCCCGAACCUCUGUACUUCCACCAGGAGCCGGUGUACUGGCAGAGCGCAUGGAGUGUCCUGCCCCAGCCGGUUUCACCCUACAGCACCUUCCACGGCACCGGGAACGCGCGUCCUGCGUCUCCCAACGCUUACGCCAGCUCCCCUGUAAGUUAUUAUCACACUGCCAAUGUCCACCCGUCCUACGGACCGUACCAGCGCUCGUACCAUGCUCUUGCGCCGCACAGCGGGCGCACUUUAAGCGCCCCGGAGAGCCAUGGCGCUAUUCCCAUCGCCAGCUACACGCAUCAGCAUCCGUACAGCCAGGCCGAUUUGAAGCACGGCUUUGACUGAGGAGGAAGUUCAGGAGAGUUCAGUCCAGAUUUUGGGGAUCUGUAUCCUACAUGCAGGACAAGUUGGUAAUAUGGAUCCAUGUUUUUUUUCUUGUUUGAAGUAAAGUGCGUUGGUUUAUCGCAUCUACAUUAAUCCCUAAUGACUUAACUGAAUCGAUUCAGUCAUUGAUCGAGUUGUGUAAUGUUUACUACACACUUUUCUAGAUAAAAAAAAUUCUAGACCUGCACCAAUAUAAACCGUUCUGAGAACAGCUUUAGAAUCAGUGCCCGAUUCGUUUGAAGCAAUCUGCAAUUCUAAAACUGUUCUCAGACCUGCCUUCGUGUGCGCACUAACGAAUUCUAGUUCUAGAAUUAGACAUGGGAAAGUAAUUUCAGA
This is a messenger RNA of Clarias gariepinus (North African catfish), 1406 nucleotides long. RefSeq names its product forkhead box L2-like (gene foxl2l). Gene Ontology annotation, biological process: anatomical structure morphogenesis; regulation of transcription by RNA polymerase II; cell differentiation. The record is from RefSeq and is a predicted model, not a curated record. Gene Ontology annotation, molecular function: RNA polymerase II cis-regulatory region sequence-specific DNA binding; DNA-binding transcription factor activity, RNA polymerase II-specific. NCBI's taxonomy places the organism in Eukaryota, Metazoa, Chordata, Actinopteri, Siluriformes, Clariidae. The transcript has a single exon. The coding region runs from base 195 to 1031 and encodes 278 amino acids.